Penicillium salamii is the source of this 3558-nucleotide messenger RNA. The record is from the annotation of a GenBank genome assembly. NCBI's taxonomy places the organism in Eukaryota, Fungi, Ascomycota, Eurotiomycetes, Eurotiales, Aspergillaceae.
AUGGGAACCCUCAUUGACAGAUUCGAAGAGCACGAUGGACCCGUCCGUGGUGUAGAUUUCCACCCAACCCAGCCCCUGUUUGUGUCCGGAGGCGAUGACUACAAGAUUAAAGUCUGGAACUACCAGACCCGGAGAUGUUUAUUCACAUUGAAUGGCCACUUGGAUUAUGUCCGGACGGUAUUCUUCCACCCGGAGCUACCUUGGAUCCUGUCUGCGUCCGAUGACCAGACCAUCAGAAUCUGGAACUGGCAAAACCGGUCACUAAUUUGCACUAUGACCGGCCACAACCACUACGUGAUGUGCGCCCAGUUCCACCCUACCGAAGACCUCAUUGCCUCGGCCUCCUUGGACCAAUCCGUUCGCAUUUGGGAUAUCUCCGGCUUGCGCAAGAAGCACUCGGCCCCGACUUCGAUCUCCUUCGAAGACCAGAUGGCCCGAGCCAAUCAGAACCAAGCCGAUAUGUUUGGCAACACCGAUGCAGUUGUCAAGUUCGUGCUGGAGGGACACGACCGUGGGGUGAACUGGGUGUCGUUCCACCCAACACUGCCUUUGCUCGUUUCCGCAGGUGACGACCGACUGGUGAAGCUCUGGCGCAUGAGUGAGACCAAGGCGUGGGAGGUCGACACCUGCCGCGGUCAUUUCCAGAAUGCCUCCGCCGCUCUCUUCCACCCGCACCAGGACCUCAUCCUCUCCGUUGGCGAGGAUAAGUCAAUUCGGGCCUGGGAUCUGAACAAGCGCACCUCUGUACAGUCUUUCAAGCGCGACCUCGACCGAUUCUGGGUUAUUGCUGCCCACCCCGAAAUGAACCUGUUUGCCGCAGGCCACGAUACCGGUGUCAUGGUCUUCAAGCUUGAGCGAGAGCGCCCUGCCUCUGCUAUUCACCAGAACCAGCUGUUCUACAUCACAAAGGAGAAGCAUGUAAAGAUGUAUGACUUCGCCAAGAAUGUCGAGUCUCCUCCCAUGCUCUCAUUGCGCAAGCUUGGCUCCCCAUGGGUUCCUCCCCGAACCCUCUCCUACAACCCUGCUGAGCGCGCUAUUCUGGUCACCACACCCGCCGACAAUGGUACUUAUGAGUUGAUCCAUCUUCCCCGGGAUGCUACCGGCGCCGUGGAGCCCACAGACGUUAAGCGUGGACAGGCAACCUCUGCUGUCUUCGUUGCCCGCAACCGUUUUGCUGUGUUCAACCCCUCGAGCCAGGUGGUCGACAUCAAGGAUCUCAGCAACUCCACAACCAAGACCAUCAAGCCCCCAGCUGGAACAACCGAUAUCUACUUCGGUGGCACCGGAUGCCUCCUUUUCAUCACCCCUACACAUGUCGUUCUGUUCGAUAUUCAACAAAAGAAGCAGCUGGCCGAGAUUGCCGUGAGUGGUGUGAAGUAUGUGGUUUGGUCUAAUGAUGGUCUUUACUGCGCUCUGCUGAGCAAACACAACGUCACGAUUGUCACCAAGACCCUCGAGCAAGUUAGCACCCUGCACGAGACAAUCCGAAUUAAGAGUGCUACUUGGGACGAUGCUGGUGUGCUUCUUUAUUCCACCCUCAACCACAUCAAGUACUCUCUUCUCAACGGCGACAACGGCAUUAUCCGCACCCUUGACCAGACCGUGUAUCUAGUGCGCGUCAAGGGACGCAGCGUUUACGCUCUUGACCGCAAUGCCCAGCCCCGUAUUUUGGAAAUUGACCCAACUGAAUACCGCUUCAAGCUCGCUUUGGUCAAGCGGAACUAUGAUGAGAUGCUGCAAAUCAUCAAGACCUCAAGCUUGGUUGGCCAGAGCAUCAUCUCUUACCUUCAGAAGAAGGGCUACCCCGAGAUCGCCCUGCAGUUCGUCCAAGAUCCCCAGACUCGCUUUGACCUUGCUCUCGAGUGUGGUAAUCUCGAGGUUGCUAAUGAGAUGGCCCGGGAGUUGGAUCGCCCCAAUUUCUGGACCAGACUCGGAACCGAGGCAUUGGCUCAUGGUAACCACCAGACUGUUGAAAUGACAUACCAGAAGCAGCGAAACUUUGACAAGCUCUCUUUCCUGUACCUCGCCACUGGUGAUCAGGAGAAGCUUUCUCGUAUGGCUAAGAUUGCCGAGCACCGCGGUGAUUUCACAUCUCGCUUCCAGAACGCUGUCUACCGGGGAGAUGUCGAGGACCGUAUCCAGAUGUUCAAGGAGGUCGACUUGUACCCCCUCGCCUAUUUGACUGCCAAGUCACAUGGUCUGGCUGAAGAAGCCGAAUCAAUCCUCGAAGCUUGUGGUCUCACGGAAGACCAGAUUGGUUUGCCCACUCUUGAGCAGCCCCUGCAGGUCCCUCACCCAAUUGUGCCCACAUUCAAGUCCAACUGGCCCGUCAAGACUGCCGGUCACUCUUCAUUCGAGAAGGCUCUCCUUGGAGAGGUUGGUGUCGACGAAGAUGUUGGUGCUGAUGGAUACGAUGUUGAGGAGGAGGAGGAAGAAGCCACUCUCGCUCGGGACACCCUGGACGAUGAUGACGAGGAGCCCUCAGGGUGGGACAUGGGAGACGAUGUCACUAUUGAGGAAGAUGUCGACUUCGUGAAUGUGGAAAGCGCCGAGGCUGGGGCCGCUGGUUCCGAAGCUGAUCUCUGGGCUCGCAACUCUCCGUUGGCCGCGGAUCAUGUCGCUGCUGGCUCUUUCGAUACUGCCAUGCAGCUUUUGAACCGUCAAGUUGGCGCUGUCCAGUUUGCUCCCCUGAAGUCUCGAUUCCUUGACAUUUACAAGGCCACCAAGACAUACCUCCCGGCGAGCGCUGGUCUGCCGCCCCUGGUCAACUAUGUGCGCAGAACUGUCGACGAGACCGACUCUCGCAAGAUGCUCCCCAUUAUUCCUGGGGACCUCGAAACCAUUGCCACCGUCGACUUGCAGGAAGGCUAUGCUGCUAUGCGCUCCAACAAGCUAGAGGACGGCGUAGCCACCUUCAAGAGAAUUCUGCACACUUUGCUUGUCAACGCUGUCUCGUCCGAGGCUGAUGUGGAACAGGCCAAGAAGAUCAUUGCCACUGCUCGUGAAUACAUCCUCGCUAUGUCCAUUGAACUUGAGCGCCGAACACUCUCCACCGACACCCCCGAGAAUCUCAAGCGUAGCCUUGAACUGUCUGCCUACUUCACCAUUCCCAAGCUUGAGGUUGCUCACCGCCAACUUGCUUUGAUGGCUGCGAUGAAGCUCGCAUUCGCCAACAAGAACUAUGGCUCCGCCUUGAGCUUUGCCAACCGGAUGCUGGCCAACGGAGGCUCGGCUAAGCUCUUGGAACAGGUAAGAUCUAAAAUCAUCGGUCAAUCGGAACUCGAUACUAACUAUCAAAACCAGGCCAAGAAGAUCAAAGCCCAAUGCGAACGCAACCCGCAAGACCAGAUUGACAUUGACUUCGACCCCUUUGCCGAGUUCGACAUCUGUGCCGCUUCUUACACCCCCAUUUACAACGGCUCUCCCAGUGUGUCGGAUCCCUUCACCGGCGCCAAGUACCACCCCCAGUACAAGGGCAGUGUGGACCGGAUAUCCGAGGUCACCGAGAUCGGCGCGCCGGCCAGUGGUCUGCGUCUGUUUGUCCCCAGUCAAUUUUGA